AUGAAACUCUCUAACACCCUCGCUUUCGGAGCUCUCCUCCUCGGAGAUGUAUCUGUUGCUCAACAAUUCCAAUUUCGGCCCGAGGUUCUCGAAAAUAAUACAACCUGGCCCUUGAGGGGUGCCACACUCAAGGUACCUGAUGGACCCAACGACCUACCUGAUAAAUGCCCAAUGCACAGGACCUCUUCUGUUGGCAAGUUCUUCGAAGGCCUUAUCGGCGCAAAGAAGCCCAAGUGCAAGCAGUUCGAUAUAGCUGCUGGAGAAACGCUCAGUGGAUUCCCCCGUUUCCCGACCCGCCAGGUCCAUGCAUUCACCUUCCCCAAUCAAACUUAUAUCCUCCAACAGGAUACGCCAUCAGUCCGUGGCGAGAGGGAAGAAUUAAAGAAAGGCAUUUGGACUGAAAUUCCAGGAGGUACUACUAUUACUUGCUAUGAGGCUAAUGAUGGUGUACCGAACUGCGUGCUCAGGACUUGA
Messenger RNA from Fusarium tjaetaba, 474 nucleotides. RefSeq lists its product as uncharacterized. NCBI's taxonomy places the organism in Eukaryota, Fungi, Ascomycota, Sordariomycetes, Hypocreales, Nectriaceae. Bases 1 to 474 code for a protein of 157 amino acids. The record is from RefSeq and is a predicted model, not a curated record. The transcript has a single exon.